This is a messenger RNA of Mercurialis annua (annual mercury), 1916 nucleotides long. Its product is annotated as integrin-linked protein kinase 1-like. Lineage: Eukaryota; Viridiplantae; Streptophyta; Magnoliopsida; Malpighiales; Euphorbiaceae. The coding region runs from base 588 to 1796 and encodes 402 amino acids. The transcript has 11 exons. The record is from RefSeq and is a predicted model, not a curated record. Gene Ontology annotation, molecular function: protein kinase activity; ATP binding; protein binding. Gene Ontology annotation, biological process: protein phosphorylation.
CAAAAUAUCGGAUUGUAUAUGAUUUUAUAGAACAAUCAAAAGGGAAUUUCUUGUAAAUUUCCCUGAAGAAGAAACAACCCAAAGGAAAGAGAAGAGUUAUUUGAUAUGUGUUCUAAUAAUUGAGAAGCGAUGACUGCUAUGAUUAAAGAAUAGUGAAAUCUAGUCAAAUUUUGAUUGCAACAGAACUGUUCGAUAAAAUGCCUUAGAGAAAUUCUGGUUCUUAGAGUGUCAUGAUUUCUGGGUAUGUUCAAAUUAGCUUGUUCAAAAAAUCGAGGUUUACAAUUCGUUGAAAAACGAGCCUUUUGGUUAAAUAAAAGACUAAACAAGUUAUAAAAUUUAAAUAAGGACUAGUUAAAUUAAAAGUGAAAGUUGCAGGUUUGAGACCCAACACUAUGCACAUAGAGAGUACCGUCCAUUUACCCACCAACAAAAACGUCUCUAUAUAGCACAGAUAUGCACUUCUCCGUCAGCUCUGUCUCCCUCGUAAAAAUCUUGAACCUGGGCUUUGUGGAGAGCUGUAAAACUAGGUAGCACGGAUACAGCGAAACGGAACACUUAGACACGGACACGUCGAAAAAUAUUAAUAUAUGGAGGAGGAUCAUGAAAAGUGUUCAGUUGAUUUUGACAUGCAAGUAAUCGGGAAUUUCUUGAGCUUUGCGUCGAGAGGGGACAGGGUUGGACUGAACCAGAUGCUGAGAGGUGGGACUUGUCCGAACGUUCAAGACUAUGACAAGCGAACUGCUUUGCAUCUUGCUGCUAGUGAAGGCCAUGCUCCCAUUGUUGAGCUUCUUCUUCACUAUCAUGCUAAUCUUAAUCUCAAGGAUCGCUGGCGAAGAACUCCCUUGACAGAUGCAAGACUGUACGGACAUCGAGAUAUAUGUAGAAUCCUGGAAGUGAAUGGAGCCAAAGAUUUUAUCAAUGAUCAACCUAUGACAGUUCGAAAUGAACAAGACUCCAAUGAACUGAAUUUUGAUAUCUCAGAAUUGAAAUCAGAGCAGACAAAAGCAGUUGAACAGGGUGCAUUUGGUGAUUCUGUGAAGGUCAAAUGGCGUGGCACAUGGGUUGUUAAGACAAUGAUUAAGAGUCAGAUUUUCCAUCCCGUAAAAAUGGUAUUGUCUGCCAAGGACAACACACUCUUGCGGGAACUUCGACAUCCUAACAUUCUUCAGUUUCUUGGUUCCAUUGUCCAUGGCGAGGAAAUGAUUCUCAUCACAGAGUAUCUAUCAAAAGGGAAUUUAGAUGAUAUCCUAUCCACAAAAGGUCAGCUCGACCUACCUACUGCUCUGCGCUAUGCACUCGAUAUUGCUAGAUUCCUUAGAUUUUUCUUCGAAAUGAUUUGCAGAGGAAUGAACUAUCUUCACGAGCACAAGCCUUUUCCCAUAGUGCACAAUCAUUUGGAUCCCAAAAACUUGUUGCAGGAUGAAGGUGACCACUUGAAGAUCGGCGAGUAUUGGGUUCAGAUGCUCUACAAACAGAUUCAUCCUAAUCAACAUAUGUGCCAAAGAAAGGAUGAUCCUACUGGCACUAGCAACCCGUUAGAGGACACCAAGCAGGAUAUUUGCAGAUUUGGGUUCAUAUUUUAUCAGAUGCUAGAAGGAAAGAAACAGAUGAAUUAUCUCAAGUCUGUUGAUUGUGAACCCAAGUUUCCGAUAAGCCGCUGUCCGAAUAGAAUUCGACAGCUGAUAGAGCGUUGCAUGAGUAAAGAUAGCACCGCAAGGCCCUCAUUUACUGCAGUUAUAGAAAUUUUAGAGGAGGUUUUAAUCAGUGUAAGCAGAGUUGGAUGCCCUGUUUGUUGAUUAUAUCAAUAUGUUUUAAUAACAAUAAUUCGUACGCUUGAACAGAUGUAUCAUAUCGUAUUCAUGAUUAAUUAUUUACGUAAUUAAUAUGAAAUUGGAUAAAUAUUUUGUCUUGCGAAA